Molecule: messenger RNA, 1059 nt
Organism: Botrytis deweyae
Lineage: Eukaryota; Fungi; Ascomycota; Leotiomycetes; Helotiales; Sclerotiniaceae
Exons: 4
Coding region: 1-1059 (352 amino acids)
Source: RefSeq, a predicted model, not a curated record
AUGAAAUCAACAAUUGCUCUCUCGACUCUUCUUGCGGUAGUCACAGCGACUCCCUUCCUCAAAGCUCGAACUCUCGAUAUCUCAGCGUAUAAAGCUGUACCAACCGCUCCUGUUAGAGGAGCCCCUGCCGGCAACACGGCGACAGCGAGUAUUACAUACAACCCCUCAUCUGUAGCAGGCGCCGCUAUUGCAGCCGCAACUUCCUCUGUGGCUAUUGUGAAUCGUAGACACAAGCGUAGCUCCUGCUCGGGUACUUGUGCUGUCUUGGCUGCGGGGAAUGGGCCUAGUGUUAACAGCCCGGAUACUGCGGUAGCCUUUCAGGCGGAUCAGAAUUUCGCCGAUGCAGCACUAAAUGCUGUGACUCCCCCAAACUACGUUCUGGUUGAUGGGUUCCAAAAUGUUGAUGCAGCUGCUCAAUCUGCUACGUAUCUAACAUACAUCUCCGACUCUGUCACUUCUUACGAUCCUGCAAUUUGUGCCAACGCAUGCAACAAUAUCCAGGGCUGCACGUCUUUCAAUAUCUUCUUUGAGAGAGAUCCAACUGUUGUCCCAGAUACAGAAGACUGUCCAAACCCUCCCUCCCAAACCCUUAUAAAAUGCUCUCUUUUCGGUGGCUUGUUAGACGCUUCAUCGGCUACAAACAGUGGUCAAUGGCAAGCUGAUUUCCAAGUUGUGAUUGCUGGUUCGAACGCAUACAAUUCAGUUGCGCCUCCAGCGAUCCCAGGGUAUGGAGGAGUACAAAACUUUGGAACUGCUACCGUGAAUGCCCCUGCAAAUACUACAACAUAUAUGGGAGUGGAAGCUUUCCCUCAGACUCAGCCAUACGAUCCGACUGUCUGCGCUGCUGCUUGCGGUGCAAAGAGCAAUCCUAGCUGCGCAUUCUUCGUAUCUUUCAUCUUGUAUGAAAAUGGACAGAACGGCGUAUUUACUUGUACAUACUUUACCGUCCCUUACGGAGCCGACAGAGCGAACGAGAUUGGACAAUACGAUGCCCAAGGAAAUCAUUACACGAUCGGCCACAGCUUUGGAUUCACUGUUGACGGCGCCACAACCGAAUGA